GGAAGAUGGUAGAGCGGCGCUCGGUGCAGGGGUUCAAGCCCGUGCCGUGGCCUGCGUGGGAGCCGAGUUGUGGCAACACCAGGGGCGCCGGCUCCGCGACCUCCGAGCGCUCUACUGAGGUCUCGUGGGAGAAUGGAGGGAUCUCAUAAAGCUACUUCAGAUACUGGAUCCAUCUAUUUCUUUGAUCAGUUGAAACCUAAAACCAAAAAAUGGAAAAAAGAAAUCUAUGAGGACCAGUUUUCCCACUUAACUGAAAAUUAUGGUCAUAAGAAGAAAAAAUCAAAAGAACAAAAGCUUACCAGAGUGGGUACAGUAGCUUUAAUUAAGGAAAAGGAUAAGUCCCAUUCUCUUGGUUUCUCAGAAUCUCCUAGAGUGCUCAGCCUUUCUCCAAGUCCUAAACUCUCCAAAAUGUACUUGCAAAAGAACCUACUUGAAGAAUACAAACUAACGGCUCCUGAAAUACUAUAUGAACUUGGGAAAACAUUGCAGAAAUAUGCUGAGUACCAAAUGACUUUUCCUGUGGGGAUUGAGAAUCUCAUGAAUUAUAGUUGGCAAGAUUUUACAGAAGAUACUACACCUACAACACCAGAGCAAGACAAAGCUUUACACGGAGAUUCCAGUUCCAGUACCAUCAUUGACUCGAACAAUUUCAAAAUCAGCAACAAUCCAAAAGAAGAACUUCAUAAAGAAAAUCAUCUGGUUAAAGCCAAAAAAGGUCUCCAUGUUGUACCAAGUAAACCUUUGGGAAAAAUGUCUUUUGUCAGGAAUAGUCAGUCUUCCCAGAUGUGCCAGGAAAGCAAUUUCUCCGCUGUCAUCCACUUCUCACUGUCAUCCAAGAUCUGUUUAGAAAAUGGUUGGAUCUUCAAUCAUCCUUAUUCAAAAUGGGAAAUUCUACAAUGGAAGACACUCCUCAGUACUGCUGUGAAGAGACUACAAGUAGCCAUAAUUCAAAUAAAAUCAGAAGAAGCUAAGCUUAAAAGAGAAGGAUUCAACAAACAACUGAUUUUGCGCCAUUAUAACGACCCAGAACAGGAGGAGAUCAGAAGUUCCCCUCAAACUUCUCAAAGCUUCUGGCUGGAGCUGCUAGAGAAGAAGCCUCAGAUGCCUACUGUCAGAGAGGCUGACCCAGAAAAGAAGAAAUUCCACUAUGCCCUGGUAGAUGGCUCCUCUCUGAUCUAAUAUCCUUGUCAAACUCCGUAGGUGAAGUUGAAGGUGGCAGAAUGUGGAGGAUAGGGCUGACAAACAGAGGUUUCUAUCCCACAGAAGGCAAAUCCCAGGAAGCAUCCUUGGGUGUUGUUUGGUCAUUUCCUCCUAAGUAUUCCCUCAUGCUA
This is a messenger RNA of Dipodomys ordii (Ord's kangaroo rat), 1331 nucleotides long. RefSeq lists its product as uncharacterized. NCBI's taxonomy places the organism in Eukaryota, Metazoa, Chordata, Mammalia, Rodentia, Heteromyidae. The record is from RefSeq and is a predicted model, not a curated record. The coding region runs from base 133 to 1179 and encodes 348 amino acids. The transcript has 7 exons.